Molecule: messenger RNA, 1271 nt
Organism: Loxodonta africana (African savanna elephant)
Lineage: Eukaryota; Metazoa; Chordata; Mammalia; Proboscidea; Elephantidae
Gene: MGAT4D
Product: MGAT4 family member D
Exons: 10
Coding region: 35-1066 (343 amino acids)
Biological process (GO): protein N-linked glycosylation
Cellular component (GO): Golgi stack; endoplasmic reticulum-Golgi intermediate compartment; endoplasmic reticulum
Molecular function (GO): acetylglucosaminyltransferase activity
Source: RefSeq, a predicted model, not a curated record
CGGCGCUGCCUGCUCCUUCCGCCAGGCCUGCGCCAUGAGGAGCAAGCACGUCAACUUGCUGAUCGCGCUCGUCGCCGGCACGCUGUUCAGCUUCUCCUGCUUCUGCAUCUCCAGGAUGACUCAAAUCAGUAAUCAAUUAAUUAAUUGUAAAAGCCAUGUUUUGGAGUUUAAGGAAAAUAUGCAACGUUUAAAAAACAAAACUGAAAAUAAUAGCCAAGAGAUGAUGAAAGUCUUAAAUAAAGUGAAGCAUGAAAUGACACAGAACGAAAAUCUAUCAAGAAACUUUGUUGUUGAGAAGAAAGUGGGUACGUUGGGUAAGAAUGAAACAGCAUCUGAUACAUUUGAAGACUUAAAGUUUUUUUUACCUCAUCUAAGGAAAGCAGGCAGAAUUUAUCCUGAUGUAAUCAUUGGCAAAGGGAAAACAGGUGUUUCUUUUGCAGUAGGUAUCUCCACUGUUAGCAGAGGAGAGUAUAGUUACCUGAAGCAAACACUGAACUCUGUUGUGUCCAGAAUGACGCUUAUGGAAGAGAAGGACUCUGUGGUGAUUAUCUCCGUUGCAGAUAGUAAUGAAGACUAUUUAAAUUCUGUUGUUAACAUGAUUAAAAAGAAAUUCAAAAGGCAAGUGAUGUCUGGAUCCUUAGAGGUCAUUUCAAUACCAACCUUUUUUUAUCCCAACGUGCUAAAUGCCCAGCAAACAACUGAGGCAUCACAACAUAUCACGAGUCGGCAAGUCAAACAAGUAUUGGAUUUUUGUUUUUUGAUGCUCUAUGCCAAACCUAAGGCCAGGUAUUACUUACAGCUCGAAGAUGAUAUCAUAGCUAAAUAUAUGUACUUUACAAAAAUAACAAAUUUUGUACAUAAUAUCACUAUAAAUAAUUGGUUUUACAUUGAAUUUUCAAUUCUUGGAUUCAUAGGAAAGCUGUUCAGAUCUGAGGACUUACCUGACUUUGUACGUUUUUUUUUAAUGUUCUACAAAGUUAAACCUGUAGAUUUGCUCUUGGAUGACAUUUUCCAGAUAAAGAUGUGCAAGCCACAGGAAAUUUUUAUUAAUGGAUUGAUAUGGUAGCCACAACAAUGGACUCACACAUACUAAGAAUCAUGAAAAUGGCACAGGACUGGGUAACGUUUUGUCUGUUAUACAUAAGGUCACCGUGAGUUGGAGUCAAGUCAAUGCAACCAACAACAGCAACUAUUUUACAGUUAUAAAAUAAUUCUUUAGUAUAUUUUUCUGUGUGUCAGUACUGAAUAGAAAUGCAUUUAAAUAUAGGUGU